CUCCUUUGCUCUUUAACUUUGUGCCCCACAGCGUGCAGUGUGCUCUCUGUGCUGCUGUUAUCUAACAGCGGGGAGACAUUAAAGGGUCAUGCCAGUCACUGUCGUGUUGGACGGUCCGGCCCCCUGGGGGUUUCGCCUGACGGGAGGGAAGGACUUCAACCAGCCUCUGACCAUCUCCAGGAUCACUCCCGGCAGUAAGGCAGCCAUAGCCAACUUGUGCGCCGGUGAUGUCAUCGUGGCCAUCGAGGGAGUCCCGGCCGCAGACAUGCUGCACUGUGAAGCCCAGAACAAGAUCAAAGAGUCGACCAGCCAGCUCAGUCUCACUGUUGAAAGAAAUGAAUCAAGACUGUGGUCACCACGCGUCGUGGAGGAUGGUAAAAGUCACCCAUACAAACUGAACCUGGAAGCAGAACAGCAGGAAUAUAAACCAAUUGGCACAGCUCACAACCGGAAAGCUCAGCCGUUCAUUGCGGCAGCAAACAUCGAUGACACCCAUCAGGUGGUCAGUGCGGCCUACAACACUCCCAUAGGCCUCUACUCCACAGGCAACAUCCAGGACGCCAUGGAAGGCCAGAUCCGAGGUCUGGUUUUACCCAAGCCUGUGAGUCCCAGGACUUUGACCAGCAUCGAGGAUUCUGACGUGUACCAGAUGUUACAGAAAGACCAGGAGGAGCCCCAGGAGCCUCGGCAGUCUGGCUCGUUCAAAGCCCUGCAGGAAUUUAUUGACAGUGAUGGCACUCGUCCCAUUGUGACCAGGACAGUGAAAGCCCCCACAACCAAACCAACUGCGCCCACAGGAAACCUGCAGAAACUGCCCGUCUGUGACAAGUGUGGGAAUGGGAUUGUCGGGACAGUGGUGAAGGCACGAGACAAAUACCGUCACCCUGGUUGCUUUGUGUGCUCCGACUGUGACGUCAACCUCAAACAGAAGGGCUAUUUCUUUGUGGAGGGGCAGCUGUACUGUGAGACUCACGCUCGUGCUAGAAUGAGACCACCAGAGGGACACGACCUGAUCACGACUUUCCCUUCUGCAUAGAUUCACAACAAACACUCAGACACACAUACAGACAGACCCUCCUACGGCCUACAUCUGUUUAUGUGAUAAUCUGCACCUGUUUAUCUGAUGUUGUCUGUGUGCAGUAAUAUUUCAAUUACAUUACACUUUUCUCUCUGAAUGUAAUAGUAUGAUGUCUUCUCUGUGUAGGAACUUUUUACAGGUGAUAUUUGAACAGCCUGGUUGUUUAAAGAGCAGUGCAGUGACUACAAAACACACUUGUCAAAUGCAUCAUGUCAGUUUCUUGAUCAAUAAAGAUCUCUGCUCAUAAUGUAA
Molecule: messenger RNA, 1330 nt
Organism: Epinephelus lanceolatus (giant grouper)
Lineage: Eukaryota; Metazoa; Chordata; Actinopteri; Perciformes; Serranidae
Product: PDZ and LIM domain protein 3-like
Biological process (GO): heart development; muscle structure development; actin cytoskeleton organization
Cellular component (GO): filamentous actin; stress fiber; adherens junction
Molecular function (GO): muscle alpha-actinin binding; actin binding
Source: RefSeq, a predicted model, not a curated record